AUGUCAAUUACAACUGCAGGUCCUGCUACCAUUUUACCUCCUACGACAACCACAACUGUAGCUAAUACAGAAAACACAACUGUAGCUCCUAUAACCCCCACAAUUGCAACUUCUACUUCAACAACUGGAGCUCCCACAACUACUACAACUGCACCAUCCCCUACAACCACAAAUGUAUCUGUUUCCACAACUACUACUGCAUCCCCUACUGCAACAACAACUGAAGCUCCUUCUACAACAACUGUAGCAUCUACGACAUCAGAAACAACAUUCCCUACAACAACUGUAGCUCCAACUACAUCAGUCACAACUAGAGGUCCUACAGAAACCACAACAACAGCUCCAACGACCACUACAAAUGCAGAACCUACUACGUCAUCCUCAACUGCAGGUCCUACUACCAUUUUACCUCCUACGACAACCACAACUGAAGCUAAUACAGAAAUCACAACUGUUGCUCCUAUGACCCACACAACUGCAACUCCUACUACAACAACUCUAGCUCCUACAACCUCUACAAGUUUAGCACCCACUACUUCAUUCACAACUGCAGGUCCUACUACCAUUUCACGCCCUACGACAACCACAACUGAAGCUAAUACAGGAAGCACAGCAACAGCUCCUAUGACCAGUACAACUGCAGCACCUACUAUGUCAAUCUCAACUGCAGGUCAUAUUACCAUUUUGACUCCUACGACAACCACAACUGAAGGUCCUACAGACAGCACAACUGUAGCUCCUAUGACCCCCACAAAUGCAGCUUCUACUACAACAACUUUAGCUCCUACAACCACUACAACUGAAGCUCCAACAACCUCUACAACUGCAGCACCUACUACGUCAUUCACAACUGCAGCUUCUACUUCAACAACUGCAGCUCCCACGGCCACUACAACUGCAGCAGCUCACACAACAACAACUACAUCACAACUAUUCUACUUCAACAACUGUAGCUCCCACAACCACUACAACUGCAGCAGCUCCUACAACAACAACUCACCAACGACAUCAGCAACAACAGUCCCUAUGACAACUGCAGCUAAUACUUCAACUGUAGCUCCUACAAUGCCAAUCACAACUGCAGCAACAACUCUUGCUCCUACAACCUCUACAACUUCAGCACCCAAUACGUCAUUCACAACUGCAGCUCCUACAGCAACCACAACAGCACCUACAACGCCAAUCAAUUCUGCAGGUCCUACUACCAUUUUAACUCCUACGACAAGCACAACUGAAGCUCCUUCAGAAGUCACAACUGUAGCUCCUUUGACACCCACAAUUGCAGCUUCCACUUCAACAACUGUAGCUCCCACGACCACUACUGGAGCUGCUUCCACAACUACUACAGCAGCCCCUACUGCAACCACAACUAAAGCUCCUUCUACACCAACGACAUCAGCAACAACAGUCCCUACGACAACUGCAGCUAAUACUUCAACUGCAGCUCCUACCACCAAUUUACCUCAUUCGACAACCACAACUGUAUCACCUACGACAAUCACAACAACAUCCACUACAACAACUGCAGCACCUACUACGUCAAUCACAACUGCAGGUCCUACUACCAUUUUAACUCCAACGACAACCACAACUGAAGCUCCUACAGACAUCACAACUAUUCUACUUCAACAACUCUUCUACUUCAACAACUGUAGCUCCCACGACAACUGCAGCAUCACCUACAACAACAACUGCAGAUGCUUCCACAACUACUACUGCAGCCCCUACUGCAACCACAACUGA
This is a messenger RNA of Salvelinus fontinalis (brook trout), 1743 nucleotides long. Its product is annotated as mucin-2-like. The transcript is spliced from 9 exons. The record is from RefSeq and is a predicted model, not a curated record. Bases 1 to 1743 code for a protein of 580 amino acids. Lineage: Eukaryota; Metazoa; Chordata; Actinopteri; Salmoniformes; Salmonidae.